AUGGAGGGGCUUCAGAACCUGCGCAAUCUGAGAAUUUUGAACCUUGCGAGCAAUCGCAUCCAAACCAUCCAAGGCUUGCAAGGACUGGACAGGUUGCAGUCCCUCAACUUGGCCCACAACUUCAUCUGUUCCUUGUCAGGCCUGACUGCCCUCCAGGGCGGCCAGCUGACCAGACUGGACCUGCGGGACAAUCUGAUCGGCUCGCUGCAAGAGCUGGCCGUGCUGGCAGGCCUGCCCAGCCUGCGCGAGCUGGCGCUGGCCGGGGGCAGCCCAGGCAACAGCGUCUGCGCGAUACCCAGCUACAGAGCCGCCGUCGCAGCCGCGCUGCCAACACUGGAGCUCCUGGACGGCCAGCCGCUGGAAGCAGAGCGCCUCCAGCAGCCCGGCAUGCAGCCGGCAGCCGCCGCGCAGCACAUGGCCUUCCUCCAGCUGCAAGCCUUCCAGCCGCCGCCGGCGCAGCCGGCCCAGGCCGCGAUUCCGCUGCCGGCUCCUCAGAUCCCCGAGGCCGUGCCAGAGCACGGCGUGCCGCACAUGCCCAUCAUUGUGCACCACAUGGCGGCAGGGCAGGAUCCGGCGGAGAGCAUAGCAGACCGGCUGGUGCAGCGGCUGGCGCAGUCGGGUGCGCUGCAGAACCUGUGGGGGGACCAGCUGCCCGCCGGCGGGCAGGGCGCGGCUGCCCGGGAGGGCCGCAUGGCUUCCCUGGAGUCGCGCCUGGCAGCGCUGCUCGACGAGCGGCUGCGGCCGCCGUUGGAGCCGAUCGAUGUCAGGGGCCGCGCGAACAGCGAGCAGGAGGGCCCCAGAAGGAAGCGCGCCGCGGCGGAGAGGUCAGGGAUCGUGCCUGCCCGGGAGUCUGGCGCACAGACUGUGGAGGAGCUUCCGGGGACUGAGAAGCUACAGAAAGAAAUGGACAGAUUACGAAGAGACUCGGAGAGGACGCUGGCAGAAUUGCAGCAGACGACCAACGAGAUCAAAGAGCAGCGGAAAUCUGCUGAGAAGGAGUUGCAAGCUGCGCAAGCAGAGUGCAAGGCAAAGGCCAGAGGUUCAUUGGAUAGAGAAGAGUUGGCGCUGCAGCGGGCAGAGGGGUUGCAGAGCAGGGUGGCUGUGCUGGAAGCAGAGUUGCUGCGGGCCAGGAGCGACUCCGCAGAUGCGGCCACUGCAGGGGCUGCAGGCGUUCAGUGGCGGCUGCAGGAAGCUGAGCUGGCAUGGCUCCGGGAAAGGCAGCGGCUCAAUGACGAGCUGGGCAGAAGCAAGGAAGCUCUGCACGUGGCGAAGCAGCAGGUGGAGCGCAUGGAAGAAGAUCGCGGCAGCAGUUCGGCUCAAGCAGCCUCCAAGAUGGAUGCAGCUAUGGAGCUGGCUCGCCAGCAGGUGGUGCAGGCGGAGCAACGGUACACUGAGGUCUGCGAGAAGCUGGAGGUGGCUGCGGUGGAGAGGGAGGAGCUGCGGAGAUCAGAGCGGCAGGCCAUGCAUAGAGCCCAGGAACUCUCUGACUCACUGCUUGAAUCCCAGGCCAAGAUGAAGGGUGUGGAGGAGGCUUGCAGGAGCGCGCAGGCGCAGCUGGAGGAGUGCAAGAGGGAACGCGACCGGUGCCUGGCCGACAGCGCAGCGCAGCUGCGGGCGGCUUCCGAGGCGCAGGCUGCCGCGCAGAAGGCGCUCGCCGCCACCGAGGCCGACUUCCGCAUUGCCUUGCAGGAGGGCAAUAAGGAAGCCGAAGCGCUGCGCGAAAAGGCUCAAGCCGCUGCUGCAGAGGCAGUGAACCUGCGCCAUGCCUUGCAGACAUCAACCGCCAGGCUCAAGGAGCAGGAGGCUGCGCUGUCAGAGGUGACUGAGAUGGCGCAGGGGCAGAAGUCAUGCAUCAUGGCCUUGAACAAGGAGCGCGCUGAGCUGGCAGCCAGGUCAGCGGAUCCCGCACAGGUGGCGGCCCUCCGCUCCGAGGCUGCCCAGCUUCACGAGCGCCUGCGCAGCUUCACCGCCCUCAAGAAUUGCGCUGCCGAGGAGCAGAAGCUGAGGGAGGGUGUUGAGGCGGAGCUGAGGCGGGUGCAAGGGGAGCUGCAGCAGCACAAGGCGAGGGCAGAGCAGCAGGCGGCGGAGGCCGAGGCCAGGCUGGCCGACACGCGCAGGGCCCUGCAGGCAGCUGAGGAGAAGGCGGCGGCGCUGUCCAAGGACGUGGACGACGCUCGCAGCGCCACAAAGGUGAAGGAGGCAAUGCUGAGGAGUGCGAACGAGAGCAUGGUUCAGCUGACGGCCGCGCUGGAGGAUGCGCAGAGGGACGCCUGCAACGCGGCCGCAGCCGCCGCGCGCACUGACAAGGACGCGGCCGCACGCCAGUCCGAGGCCGCCUCCCGCCAGCGCGUCCUCAGGCAGGAGCUGGAGGCCUUGGAAGGGGCGCUUGAGGAGGCACUGUCGCACGCGCACACCGCUGAGCAGAGGGCCACCGAGAAGGAUGAGAUGCUCAAGUAUGUGGCGGAGGAGGUGGACAGGGUGAAGGCAAUGUUUGAGGACGAGGAACGCCGCCUGACCAGCCAGCGCGACGAGGCGCUGCAGACCCAAAGGGAUGCGGCCGCGCGCGUAGCAGUGCUGCAGGGCGAGGCUUUGGCAGCCAAUGCCAGGGCCGCCGAUUUGGAGGCUCGCCUGGGCACACAACCCCAGCAGCUCGAGGCAGCGCAGGCACAGGCGAGGGCGGCAGAGGAUUCAGCAGCGCAGCACAGAGAGGAGGCGGCGCAGGCCACCAAGCGUGUGGCCGAAGUUGAGAAAGAGAUGCGGACAUUGUUAAACGCAAUGGAGCGGCAGAAAAAGGCGUCGGCGCUGAAAAUGCAGCAAUUGGCCACCGUGGUGCACGACCUGCAGCGACCGUUCCUGUCCUGGGCGCCAUCCAUGUAAUUUGUGUUGUGGCCGGCUUCGCAGCGCAGAUGUGACCUGGUCUUGUUAGUUGGUUCAAUUGUAGUGUUGAGUGCAUGAACAAUCUUUUGAUGAUGGUCUAGAAGUCUGCGCAUCGCAUAAUUUCAUGUGGCAAUGCUGCACGAGUGUACAUUACAAAGCAUUUGACAUUUUAAAAUUCCUUUCUGGAUACAAUUUUCUUUCUGCUCCUGAUGAAGCUUCGCACAUUGCAUGUGUUUAAAGUAAGAGAAAACAGAGUAGUAAUGGGACACAAUAGA
Coccomyxa subellipsoidea C-169 is the source of this 3152-nucleotide messenger RNA. RefSeq lists its product as hypothetical. The coding region runs from base 1 to 2877 and encodes 958 amino acids. Lineage: Eukaryota; Viridiplantae; Chlorophyta; Trebouxiophyceae; Coccomyxaceae. Gene Ontology annotation, molecular function: protein binding. The transcript is spliced from 14 exons. The record is from RefSeq and is a predicted model, not a curated record. Gene Ontology annotation, cellular component: cytoplasm.